Molecule: messenger RNA, 979 nt
Organism: Elgaria multicarinata webbii
Lineage: Eukaryota; Metazoa; Chordata; Lepidosauria; Squamata; Anguidae
Gene: UBALD2
Product: UBA like domain containing 2
Exons: 3
Coding region: 434-937 (167 amino acids)
Molecular function (GO): protein binding
Source: RefSeq, a predicted model, not a curated record
ACGUUCAUACACGCAGAGAACACCGCAACGGCCAAUCAGCGGUCGCGGAAAGCGUGGAAUUGAACGUUGAGACACCUCCGGCAUCCCCCCACCCGGUCUUCAUCACAUGCUCCUCCCCUGGAUGCUGUUGUUUGUGGUGUGUUAGCUGCCGAGGAGCUACGAGAGGGGUGGGGGGAGAGCGAGCGCGAUAUCAACAUACCCUUGUUGGUGCCGAUUGAAGCAAGAGAGGAGGCCGAGAGGCGACUUGGCUCGAACCAGACAACGGCGAGCAGCUUCCAGCUUCGCAUACACAGAAGCCGCUGGGUGUUUCGGGGUGGGAGAGGAGAAGGAGAAGGGUCCUUUGUCGAUUUUUCCUUCCCCAAACACAUACCGCCACAGGGAGUGUGUUUGGCUGCUUUCCUCCCUUCCGUGUUGUGGUUUCACUUCUCUCGCCAUGUCGGUGAAUAUGGAGGAGCUCCGGCAUCAGGUCAUGAUCAACCAGUUCGUGCUGGCUGCGGGCUGUGCGGCGGAUCAAGCGAAGCAGCUGCUCCAGGCGGCACACUGGCAGUUCGAGACAGCGCUGAGUGCUUUUUUUCAAGAAACCAACAUUCCCAACACCCAUCAUCACCAUCAAAUGAUGUGCACACCCAGCAAUACUCCAGCCACCCCACCCAACUUCCCAGACGCUCUUGCUAUGUUUUCCAAGCUGCGGACUUCUGAGAAUCUCCAGAGCAGCAACAGCCCCAUCACGUCCAUGGCCUGUUCUCCUCCUGGUAGUUUCAGUCCGUUCUGGGCUUCUUCGCCUCCCAACCACCAACCUGCCUGGAUCCCUCCUUCAUCACCCACCAGUCACAAUCUCCACCAUCACCUCCACCAUCAGCAGCCCAUGUGGCCUCCUGUGUCUCAACAAGGCCCCCCACAGCAGAAAGCCAUGACGGCAAUGGAUGGCCAGAGAUAAGACUUAAUGUUUUCGGAAUGGGGGAAGAAGCUGGGGUGGGGU